Botrytis byssoidea is the source of this 600-nucleotide messenger RNA. RefSeq lists its product as uncharacterized. The transcript is spliced from 2 exons. The record is from RefSeq and is a predicted model, not a curated record. Lineage: Eukaryota; Fungi; Ascomycota; Leotiomycetes; Helotiales; Sclerotiniaceae. The coding region runs from base 1 to 600 and encodes 199 amino acids.
AUGUCUGGAGCUGGUACAAAGGUCAAAGAUCCACACUCAAUCAUCAAAGAGGGUGCCGGAGCAAUAGCAUCAGAUUCCCUUGCAGCCGAAUCUACGAGAGCUGGCGGAGACUUCGCUAAAAAUCGCGACGGUGAACCGUUAGGCGUCGCAGGCGCAAACUCUACAUUUGCAAAUACCAAUACAUCUGGAGCUACUCGUCUAGAUCCUGCUUCCGAUGCUGAAGCACGAAUGGCGACUGAAGAUUGGGCGGAAGAGAAGAAACUUGGAGUUACUGGUUCAUACCAGAAAGAUGUCGGCAACCCCAAUGUAAAAGAGAGCACAAGUAAUGCGGGGGUCGCACCGAGUUAUGUGUCCAAUCAAUACCAGUCUGGCGGCAAACCGAAAGGAAAGAACUUGACGGAAGGGGGAUUUGAGAGUAAUGAUGCAAAGAAUGCGAGUUUUACUUCAGAAAUUGGAUCGAAGAAUGAUCCGAGUCGACUUGCUGAGCAGAAGAUGCAGAGAGAGAAUGCUCAGUCAGCAAAUGAUGCAGGCUUCCCCAGGGAUAACAACGCAACGGGUGGAACUCCAUAUGAUGCUUUAGGUGGUGAUACCGCAGCUUAA